Cydia pomonella (codling moth) is the source of this 4313-nucleotide messenger RNA. It is a transcript of the gene BuGZ, whose product is annotated as BUB3-interacting and GLEBS motif-containing protein ZNF207-like. Lineage: Eukaryota; Metazoa; Arthropoda; Insecta; Lepidoptera; Tortricidae. Gene Ontology annotation, molecular function: DNA binding. Gene Ontology annotation, cellular component: nucleus. The transcript has 10 exons. The record is from RefSeq and is a predicted model, not a curated record. The coding region runs from base 215 to 1465 and encodes 416 amino acids.
GUCUGUGGUGCAAUGUGGUGAAUGUGAAUCCGCCAUUUUGCAUGGCUUCGUUUGCGUUGCUGUAAAGUGCGUCGCAUAUUGUUUUAAAAUUGUAGUUAUAGCUUAUCGCAAGCGUGUUUAAAAAUAUUAAUCUGUGAUAACUAGCUCUUAAGUUUAUUAAUAUACGUAAUUCUUGUUAAUUUAUUUAGUGUUUAAGUGUUUGUGACUCGUGAAAAUGGGCAGGAAGAAGAAGAAGGCAUCUAAACCAUGGUGCUGGUAUUGCAACAGGGAGUUUGACGACGAGAAGAUUUUGAUUCAACACCAGAAAGCGAAGCAUUUCAAAUGUCACAUUUGUCAUAAGAAAUUAUAUACGGGUCCGGGCUUGUCUAUACACUGCAUGCAGGUCCAUAAGGAAGCCAUAGACAAAGUACCAAAUUCGUUACCAAAUAGGUCAAAUAUAGAAAUAGAAAUUUAUGGUAUGGAAGGUAUUCCACCUGAAGAUAUAAGGGAGCAUGAGAAGCAAAAAUCAGGUGGAGGCAAAGGGUCAGACAGUGAAGAUGAUGAGCCUGCUGCAAAGAAAAAAGCUACUCCUGCUUUAUUAGGUGCGGGACCUUCAACAGUGACCCCGGGUAUCCUGCCUACCCCAAUGGGACCUGGCAUGCCAGGAAUGUACCCUGGACACAUGCAGAUGAAUCCGAUGAUGCCUCCCUUCAUGCAGGCACAGGCUAGACCCAUGACUAUAUUUGAACAUGACACCCAGAAGUUUUUAAGAAUGAUGAUGCCCGGCAUGCGGCCGCUGUUCCCCGCGGCGAGCGUGGCGGUCUCCACGCCCAGCAAGCCCACUUUCCCCGCUUACAGCAACGCGACGAUAAGCGCCCCGCCGACCACGUCGGCCUCCCUGGAGCCGAAGGAGAACGGCGACGUGAAGCCGCCCGCCGCCAACGCCUGCCCGCUGGUCACGGCCACGGGCGCCGCCUCCAAGAUCGUGCACCCGCCCGAGGACGUGUCGCUCGAGGAGAUCCGCGCGCGCCAGCCCCGCUACCGGCCCAAGCCCAAGGAGCCGCCGCACCAGCACCAGCACCAGCACCAGCCCGCCAUGGUCACGCCCAGCACCAGCCAGGCUGAGGUAAGCAUGGUGCAGGCGCACAUGAACGCGGCCGUGGCGGCGGCGGCGCGGCAGCAGGCGGCGGCGCAGGCGCAGGCGCAGCAGGCGCUGCGGCGGCCCAUGAUGCAGCCCGUGCACGUGCUGCAGCAGCCCGUGCGCGUGGGCGUGCCCGUGUCCAUGCCGCCCGUCAUGGGCGUGCUGCCGCUGCCGCAGUUCAACCUGGUGCGCCCGCUGCAGCCCGGGAUGCUGUUGCCCGGCAUGGGCGGCAUGGGCGGCAUGGGCAGCAUGGGUGGCAUGGGCGGCAUGGGCGGCAUGAUGCCCAUGGGCGCCAUGUUCCCGGGCGGCGUGCCGGGGAUGAUGAUGCAGCAUCGGUUCCGAUAGCGGCGCCCCGAACGACUCGCUGGCUGAACAUAGUGUGUAUUUUCGUCUGGCUAGGGCGGGCGUGUUGCGGUUGGGUUUGAGUGUUACUCUGUUCUGUUAUGUGGUCUGUGAGCUUUACAGUCGAACUACGGUGAUUUGCAAGAUUUAACUUUCUUGGUGUUUAAUCAGAAUUGUUGAACACUAAUCGGCAAUAAAACAACACAUUUUUGCAAAAUUAAUUAUUAAAAAUAAAUAAGUUCAAAAUUAAACCAUCCAGAGAGGACGAGGUAUUUUUUGUUGUAUGUAUCUCAAGUACUAACGAUUCUGGAUUAAAGAAAAAAACACUUAACAAAGUUCAGAUGCAGCUGGUCGUAAAGAGAAAUGCUAAUUUAAAUAUCAAAGUUGUACAGUGACUGUUUAGCUUCUAGCGCGACUAAAAAUUCACAUCUAUAGAAAUUUUACUUUUAUUGACAACUGAACACCCAAACCACAAUACGCCUCUAUACAGUUUCCCGUUACCUAUACUUUUAAAUGUUAAGGCAAUCCGUGGCCGAGCUAUAUAGCAACUGAUGCAAAAUGGAGGGUAAUUUUAAAUUAUACUAUACAAUAGCUAUCAUAGUUAAUACUUCACUAUUUCUUAUUUUAUUGCAAAAUUUAACCUAAUUUAAGCAAACCGUCCGAAAUCACGUCAAUAUUAAAUUUUUAUCACCUCCACUCUGCGACGGUUGUUAUUGAUGAACUAUGGAAGUAAAAUUAAACAAUUAAACAUUUUCUGGAAUAACUUAAAUACUUUUUAGCAUGAUUCAUAGUUCUAAAGCGGACCAAUAGCGUCCACAAACUUAAAGCAAUCUUAACUUGGCAAUAACGCUUCACUUAACAUUCCAUAGCCGACGAGCCAAGCGAGUAGGAUCUUAUGAUAACUAUAAUAAUUGUGUUAAUAUAAAGAGUUGCUUACUGUUGACAGAGGCUGGGUCGGCCCGCGCCGACAGAAGCGCAGGUAGGCGCUCGAUAGUACUUAUUAUUACGUCCGCUUGACGAUUGUGUGUCCAAUGCUCUUGCUAAUUCGGUGACGGGAUACUUACAAGGUAAGACGCACGCACUCGCGAGCGCGCAACGGACGAGGACGCAACCACAUAUGCCAAUUUAGUUUUAAACAAUUAAUUAUUUUAUUUUUUGAGAAAGGCGUGAUUUCGUGAUAUACGAUGGACUAUUGACAUUGACUAAAGCAUUGACUAAGCUAAUCAUGACAAUUUAAAUGUUGAUUAAUUUAAACGUGUUAAACCAUAAUCAUUCUGAUUGAAAUUCACAUCUGUCAAUCUCAUUAACUCUUGAGACUUUUCGAUCUACUUCGAAAAGCGUUCGUAAAAUGUCCAUAUUGGACGAUUAUAUUUGUAUUAAAUUCGACAUGAUCCAAAUUCCGUUGCGUGCCUCGCGUAAAACGUUAGCGCUAGCGUUUUCGCGGAGCCGAUACAGACGGCAACAAAAGUUACGCGAGCGAAGUGCUUAAUAUGAUCUUUAAGCUCCUUUUACACAGAUAACUACGUUUACAUACAAAAUGGCCACACUAUACUAAACACAACACCAAUUUGCGACUGAAGGUAUUUUGCCAUCACUUAUGCUUGUUCCAGUCCCAGUGAAAGGGAUAGCAUUAUAACUUCAGUCGCUACUAGGUAGGUACUGUGACUACUAUAGUGUCACUCGAUAGUAUGUAAUCGCAGCGCAGCUGUUGAAAAAGCAGCCGUAUUCUCUAUACAAUAAAGUCACUUUCAGCUCUUAGUUCGUGCCACUGUUGCUGCUCUCGUCCCUCCCACUAGCGUAGUCGAGGGACGCGGCCGCGAGAAACUUGGCAUGCUAUCGAUGUGCUGUCGAAACGAACCAUCUGUCCAUGUAGACUUGGAUUUUACACAACCUUACUUCAUAAUGGUACGUAGAAAAUGAUUUCGGUUAUUGGAUGUGCUGCAAUGUCUCCAAACCAAAUAUCGGGAAUUAUUCAUUUGUAACGAGACAAAAAGUACUGAGACAGACCAAGAAGUAAGUCGAUUUGUGUUUUAAAUGAUACCAUUUGCAACACAGUUAACUCGGUACUCGUAAACUUUAUUGCAACGAGAUAAGGUCUACAUUGGUAAGUUAAGUGCGUUGCUGUUUUAUCGAAGAUUCUAAUUAAUCAAAAGGUUGUAUAAGACCUAAAAGCAAAGUCUGAUGUUAGUUUCGAUAGCACAUACUCCUGAGCCCGUAUACGGAUAGCGUUAAAGGCUGGUUCCAUGGACGUUUCACCGUUCGACGUGUGUUGGUCACAUUGGUUAGAUCGUAGAUUGUCUAUGGACAACACCAAUUUUUAUAUUUUCUGAUAUGGUCAUUGUACUUUUCUUACCACAAUUUGCUGGCGCUCGUGGCACAAAACUUGUCAUUUUUUAUAGUUUUGUAGAAGCCACUUAGAUAUUUUUUUAAAAAUACUUACAAAAGUUGUAUGCGAUCACAGAUUAUGGCGAGAAAACCUAAAAUGCCUACUGUUAUCGAAUUGUAUUAUCAACCAAUAGAAUAACGCCGUCAGCGGUAGAGCUCGUCCCGGAGCAGGCCAGGGCGGGGUAGGUAGGACAGGUGACUCGCUCGCCACGCCGUGGCUGGGCCGCCAGUUCCCUGCUCGAGCAGGCGACGCGCUGUCACAACGACUGUUGUUGGAUUGACGGCCCCCUGUCUCACAUUAUUACCUACCAUACUGUUAGUAAGGACCGCUGUAAGGACUAAGAUUCGUUAAUGUUAUCUGCCUUGAAACCAUUUUUUUCUUAAGCAUUUCCAUUAUGAAGUUGUGAUGUUUGCCUAAUCUUGUAGAAUUUUGACUAUUUUACCGAAUAAAUGCGCUGGAAUUUUA